This is a messenger RNA of Zea mays, 909 nucleotides long. RefSeq lists its product as uncharacterized. NCBI's taxonomy places the organism in Eukaryota, Viridiplantae, Streptophyta, Magnoliopsida, Poales, Poaceae. Gene Ontology annotation, cellular component: cytoplasm. Gene Ontology annotation, biological process: deadenylation-dependent decapping of nuclear-transcribed mRNA. Gene Ontology annotation, molecular function: hydrolase activity; manganese ion binding; RNA binding. Bases 1 to 909 code for a protein of 302 amino acids. The transcript is spliced from 7 exons. The record is from RefSeq and is a predicted model, not a curated record.
AUGGAGCAAAAACCCGCCCGCGGUCGCAUCCGUGAAGCUUAUCAAAACCCACCUGCGAUCGAAACUUUGGGUGAAAUUCCAAAGCCACACCCAAACACGUCGGGUUUCGGUCUCACCCCCACGCAUCGCCCCGCCCCCAUCGUCCAACCGUGCGAGCACCCCAUCGUCCCGCCGCCUCCUGCCCCCCUUCUCCGCACAUCGUCCCGCCGCCUCCUGCCCCCCCUCCUCCGCACGAGCCGCAGCCGGCCCCCGCAGACCGCGUGCGUGCUCUCUCUCCCCUCCUCCCCCUCCCUCUCUCCGUGCGACGACUGGGUGGGCUACCGCCGCCCUACGCAAGGUGCCGAGAACUUCGCCGAUAUCUGCGCCGGAGAAGAGCGCCCACCAGAUCAGGCGCUUGGAAGGCGCGCUGGCCGGUGGAUGACGAUGGCGGGUGGCGGGGGACUGAACCGGUCUUCAUCGAGGGGGCAGCUGCUGCCGCAAGAGCUGCUUGACGAUCUCUGCAGCCGGUUCCUUCUGAAUGUGCCCAAGGAGGAGCUGGAGUCGUUCGAGCGGAUCCUGUUCCUGCUAGAGCAGGCGCACUGGUUCUAUGAGGACAACUCCGUUGAGCACAACCCCAACCUCAAGUCUCUCUCCUUCAAGGACUUCACUUCCCUCAUGUUCAAGAGCUGCACUGCUCUCCGGCCCUACAUCGCGCACCUGGAUGAUAUCUACAAGGACUUCAACAACUACAAGUUUCGUGUGCCUGUGUCCGGUGCCAUCAUCCUAGACGACACUUAUGAGAGGUGCUUGCUUGUUAAAGGAUGGAAGGCUGGGGCCAGCUGGAGCUUUCCUCGUGGAAAGAGGAAUAAAGAUGAGGAAGACCACACAUGUGCUGUUAGAGAAGUAAACUUCUGCCUGUAUCAUCAAUGA